CCACAAGUAAGGAUAUCAACCGCUCAGACUGGUGUGUGGACCAAACAUUCAUCUGCUUCCAAACUGCCCAGUGCUCUAGUUCCUCUCCCAUCCUUCUUCCUGACGUGGCUUCUUUGGCUCAGAGACGACAUUCCCUUAGACUUCCAGAAGCUGGCAAAGGAAAUGGACUCAUUAGUCGUUGAGGAUGUGGCUGUGGUCUUUAGCCAGGAAGAGUGGGCUUUGCUGAAUCUUCCUCAGAGGAAACUCUACAGAGAUGUGAUGAUGGAAACCUUCAGAAACCUGGCCUCAGUAGUCUCUCGGAACUUUGAUGAUGAAGAAAAUCUAUCCAGUGAACGUAUAAUGGUACAAUUCAUUAAGAAUAAAACGUGGUCCUCCAUGUUAGAAUUCUCCAAAUUGCAUGGCAAUAAAGAUCAGAAUAAGAACCAAAGGAGACGUUUGAGAAAUCAUACAACAGAGAACCACUGUGAAAGUAAUGAAGGCAAUCAAUGUGGGAAAACCUUCAGCCGGAUUCCAAAUCUUAGUGUGCUAAAAAGAAAUUCACUGGAAAUAAAUCCUUUUGAAUGCUGUGAGUAUGGGAAAACCUUCAUGGAUCACUUAUCACCUACCCAUCAUGUCACAUCUGACACUGAAUGCAAUACCUCUCAGCAUAAGGAAUGUGGAGAAGCCUGCAAUUGUCCUUCUCACCUAACCACUCCUAUGAGAACUCUCAAUGGAAAGAAACCUCGUAAAUGUAAGGUAUCUGGGAAGGACUUCAUUUGUAUCUCAGCACUUAAGAAUCCUGUGACAAUACUCACUGGUGAGAAACGCUAUGAAUGUAACCAAUGUGGGAAAGAUUUCUGUAGUUUCUUAUCCUUUUGGACACACGUGAGAUGUCAUAAGCAUGAAUGUAGAAAACGUAAAACCUGUAGUUGUACUUCAUCCCUCACUUUACAUAAAAAAUUUCAUAACAGAGGUAAGCCUUAUAAAUGUAAGGAAUGUGGGAAAGGCUUUAUUUGUUCAUCACACCUCACUGAACAUAUAAGAACUCACAGUGGAGAAAGGCCUUAUGAAUGUGAGGAAUGUGGGAAAGCCUUUAGGUGUUCUUCACAUCUAACUAAACAUAUAAAAACUCACAGUGGAGAGAGGCCUUAUGAAUGUAAGGAAUGCGGGAAAGCCUUUAGUCAGGCUUCACACCUCACUACACAUAUAAGAACCCACAGUGGAGAGAAGCCUUAUAAAUGUGAGGAAUGUGGGAAAGCCUUUAGUCAAGCCUCAUCCCUCAUUACACAUAUAAGGACUCACAGUGGAGAGAAGCCUUAUGAAUGUAAGGAAUGUGGCAAAGCCUUUAGUUGCUCUUCAGCCCUCACUACACAUAUAAGAACUCACACAGGAGAGAAGCCUUAUGAAUGUAAGCAAUGUGGGAAAACCUUUAGUCGCGCCUCAUUUCUCACUCAACAUGUAAGAACUCACAGUGGAGUUAGGCCUUAUGAAUGUAAGCAAUGUAGGAAAGCCUUUAGUCGAGCAUCGUACCUCACUACACAUAUAAAAACUCACAAUGGAGAGAGACCUUAUGAAUGUAAGGAAUGUGGGAAAGGCUUUAGCUGUUCCUCAGCCCUCACUACACAUAUAAGAACUCAUAGUGGAGAAAGGCCUUAUGAAUGUAAGGGGUGUGGGAAAGCCUUUAGUCAAGCUUCAGCCCUCACUAGACAUAUAAGAACUCACAGUGGAGAGAGGGCUUAUGAAUGUAAGGAAUGUAGGAAAGCAUUCAAUCGGGCUUCAUACCUCACUACACAUGUAAGAACUCACAGCGGAGUUAGGCCUUAUGAAUGUAAGCAAUGUGGGAAAACCUUUAGUCAGUCCUCACACCUGACUACACAUACAAAAACUCACAGUGGAGAGAAACCUUACGAAUGUAAGGAGUGUGGGAAGGCCUUCAGUCAUUCCUCAGCCCUGACUUCACAUAUAAGAACUCACACAGGAGAGAGGCCCUAUGAAUGUAAGGAAUGUGGAAAAGCUUUUAGUCAGGCCUCAUCCCUCACUACACACAUAAGGACUCACAGUGGAGAGAGGCCUUAUGAAUGUAAGGAAUGUGGGAAAGCCUUUUGUGAUUCCUCAAGCCUCACUACGCACGCAAGAACUCACAGUGGAGAGAGACCUUAUGAAUGUAAACAAUGUGGGAAAGCUUUUAGUCAGGCCUCGCACCUCACUAGACAUACAAGAACUCACAGUGGAGAGACUACUCAAAAGUGGGAUGUUUCAUUUUUACUGCUGUAAUUUCAGAUUUCCCAAAGUCUGGGAUUAAAGAACAAAGUUACUCAGUGAGUACAAAAGAAAUUUAACUCAAAGAUGGGGUCAUUAGAGCUACAUUGUGGUUUUGAGAGAAGUGGCAGUUUCAUUUUAAGUGCGGGACUCAUCAGUGUUUCUUUCUCAGUCCAUGCAGAAUUUUACCGAUCUUAAGUCUUGGGUUAUUACAAAUAAGGCUGCAUGGAAACACCUUGAGCAAAUGUUUUAUAUUUUUUUUGGUAUUUUAUUGAUGUUAUUUUGCAUUCAAUACACCUCCUCACCAACUGUCUUUUUUCUGAUGUUUCACAUUUACAAUAGUAAAAACUCUAUUGUCCAAUUUUUUUGUAUGUCAGUGACAUACAUGUGGCAGUAAAGAGCACCGAGGUGCAAGGUGAGAGUAACGCUGAAGGUGAUUGGUAAUGUUAUGUGUAAAAUUGGCUGGGUCAUGAUUGUCAGUGGUUUGGCAUCUAUGUAAUGAUGUAAUUUGGGAGUUAAGUUCUGGAGACCUUAAUUUUUGCAUAAGGCUUAUUUUCCUAUAACUACUUGGUCUUUGGAACCUAACCAUGUUGAUAAGUGAGAAGUGGGUGUAGACUGAACUUGUAUAUUGUUUAAGAGUGUUAUUGUUUUCAUAUUUAUCACCUUUUUUUCCAUUCUUUCCUCUUGUAUAGUUAAUUGUUUCACCAUUUAUAAUUAAUAAGUUUCUCAUGGGUUGAUAAUUUGAGACUUUGUAAAUAGUCUGUUUUUCAUUAUAGUUUGGUCUAUUAAUUUUAGUACCCAUUGAUGAUUAUUACCACUGAUUAUUAUGAUUGGAUAUUUACCAAAUGAUAUUUUCUGUUCCAGUCAUUUCUUCUAUGUUUCUUAAUGGGAAUUCUGCAAAGAAUAGCUCUUCCUUCUCUCCCCCUUCCAUAUUAAAUUGCUUGUAUCAAUUUUAUAAACACUAUAAUCAAUAUUACUUUUUUUUAAUCUUGCCCAAAUUGUCUCAGAUUAUUAGGAGCUUUCUUAAGUAGGUUCUUGCAUUUUUUUGACAUGUCCCCAUUAUAAUUUGAACAAUACAUUCUGCCCUUGUCAAGGCUCAUCUUACCGUUUUCCUGCCUGAGCCCUGGAAUCAGACUUUUCUCCAAGAAACCCUAGUUUCUUUUUAAGAAACAAAAAUUUGAGCAUAAGGGAUGGAUUGCUACUUGGUCCUAACAAUGAAAAGAAGUAGGAAGUAUAUGUAUUAGAGUAUAUACACAGUCACAUAUUUAUACCUAUUCCUAUUAUUUAUGUAUUUCAAAAACCACAAGAUCAUACUGUAUCUCAGAUUCGAAUCUAACACCACAGGGCUUAUUUUAGCCUAUUUCUUUACUUGAUCUGUUACUUUUUUUUCUUGUAGUAAUACUACUGGUUCUUUUAA
Trichechus manatus latirostris (Florida manatee) is the source of this 3655-nucleotide messenger RNA. RefSeq names its product zinc finger protein 883-like. The record is from RefSeq and is a predicted model, not a curated record. Gene Ontology annotation, biological process: negative regulation of transcription by RNA polymerase II. Gene Ontology annotation, molecular function: DNA-binding transcription repressor activity, RNA polymerase II-specific; RNA polymerase II cis-regulatory region sequence-specific DNA binding. NCBI's taxonomy places the organism in Eukaryota, Metazoa, Chordata, Mammalia, Sirenia, Trichechidae. The coding region runs from base 163 to 2253 and encodes 696 amino acids. The transcript is spliced from 4 exons.